AAAUACCACGUGUUAGGUUAUUGUUGUUUAGUUUUUCGGUCUAUAUGCCUGAGAAAGAUGAUUAAAUUAAAUCAAUUAAACUUAUGGCAUAUUGAUUAUAAAGAUUUUCUUGUCUCUCAUCCUGUUUAUGGUAAAUUUUAUCGGCCAAAAAUUUGGUGUUCAAGGUGUAGAAAAGAGGGAAAUCAUCCAGUUAAACUUUGUCACCUUCCAAAGUAUAAAAUAUGUUACAUUUGUGGUGCAACUGGACACUUGGGUCAACACUGUCAAAAUCAACACUGUAAACGAUGUAUGAACUUUCAUUCAACCCCAAAGUGUAAUCUUAAUGUACGAGAGUUAAAGUGUCGUAUAUGCAGUAAAUAUGGUCACCUAGAUGAUGUUUGUCCAAACCAUUGGAGGAAAUUUUUUAAUACAACUGAUCCACAAAUUGAUCCAGAUAAAAGUGUUACUCGUAUUGAAAAAAAUACCAAUAAAAGUUGCUCAAUGUGUGGACGACGUCAUCAGCAUUAUUCAUUUGAAUGUGAAAGACUUCGUAGUCGACCCAUUGAAAUAAGUUCACCGUAUGAUAUGAAUACUACAUUUGGUGGUGGAUUUAUUCCCAUUCGAAAUGAACAACCUCCAAAAUUAUCCCAAGAAUAUCAUCAAGAUCAUACACCUAAACAAUUAGACUCCACACCAACACCAACACCGACACCAACAUCAUCAUCAUCUCGCAAAUCGUCCUCUCACAAUUCAUGGCCACGGUAUUUCACCUGGGAGGCCAAUGAAUCACAAACUGAUCAACCACCAACCACCAGUAGUUGUCGACCACCAUCACCACCAGUGAUCUCCCUCAUAUCACCUCCUCUUCCACCACCCGAUUACUACAAACACAAUCAAAACAACAACAACAACAACAACAGCUACAGCAAUAAUAGUAAUGAUAACAGCUCCUAUUCCUCCUCUAAAAAAGCUAAAAAUCGCAGAAAGAAGCAAAAGGAGAAAGCGAGAAGGAAAAAGAUCAGAGAUGAGACCGUCGCCAUGGCCGUUAAGAAAGUAAAUGAAAGUGAUUACAUCAAAGGAGGUUCCAUACGAUCGGGUAGAGUGAAAAAGACGAAAUUCAAACAAAAUAAACACCAAAAAAGGCAACAAAUUAAAUACGAACAUGAGUUAUUACGACAAUCAGCGCAAUCAAGGCAAUCAAGCAUCAAACGAUUCUAUGGACCAAAAAGAAAUUCUGACAGGAAGAGAGAGUUGAGACGUUGAUUAAAUUGUCCCAAUGAUCAAAUUUUCUCUUCUAAAUAUAAUCACAAUCUUAUUGUAAAUAAUUUGAAAGGUUUUAUGGUUCACAAUUUGCCUUCUGAAUGCAAUCAACACUCUCGCAUUUAAUUGCAACAACCAACUCAACGUGUGAUACUUUCAUCAAAUCUUUUUUUGUGAAAAUUUUCCUAAUCCAAACAAUCAAUUAAUCUAAUUGUCCUAAUCCUGCCCUUCAUUGGAUCACACAAUUAUAUUGUCCUUCUUGUAACUUUUUCCUCUCCCAUUUUUUGAUUUCCAUUUCCCUUCUUAUCCCUUUAAUUAUCACAAUUAAGAUCUUCAGUUGUGUAUUAAUCAAUGUGUAUUUCAAGACUAUUUUGUCAAUGACGAUAAUGUGAAAAUCUUUAAACAUCACAAUUAAUCACAAUAAUUAUCGAACAAGCAAAAAACUAAUACAAACCAAUCAACUAUCCUUGCAAGUUAAUUGCUCCCUAAAUCAUGACUAUUUUUACUGUUGCAAUUUAAAACUACGAGAUAAAGUUGAUCAACAAUUAACUGGAAAUAAAAACAAUAUAAUUCAAUGGAAACAGUUAA
This is a messenger RNA of Panonychus citri (citrus red mite), 1827 nucleotides long. RefSeq lists its product as uncharacterized. Gene Ontology annotation, molecular function: zinc ion binding; nucleic acid binding. The transcript is spliced from 2 exons. Bases 58 to 1242 code for a protein of 394 amino acids. Lineage: Eukaryota; Metazoa; Arthropoda; Arachnida; Trombidiformes; Tetranychidae. The record is from RefSeq and is a predicted model, not a curated record.